GGCUUUUAAAAAAUCACAGGAAGCGGAGUGGGGAGGAUCCUUUUCGGUUGUAAAAUAAUAGAAAACGAAACCAUGGAAUCACCGCCAAAGGAGCCUGAGGCAUCAUCAUCCUCAUCGGCGACAAUGACAGCCUCUGAUUCUACUCACAGCAAUUUACCCGCGCAUUCUGCCCAAGUCGCUUACAGAGAUCUGGUUAUCUUUGAGGAACGGUUACGUGGGAAUAUGACUCGGUUACUACGGCGCAAAAGAAAGUUUGAAGCGUUGCUAUGCGGGCUGUUAGUGACGCUUGCAUAUUUCUUCUAUGCUGUAUUUGUUGAUCCAAGCAAGAUAUUCUUCAUCCAUUUACUGAAUACGGCAGCUUUACUCGCUGCGUCAGGCAGUCUUGUAUUCUUCUAUCGAUCUGGAAUGUAUUCUGAAAAAAUUGUAUACGCAUCAGAAUUCGUACCCCAUUGCAACCGUGCCUUGCAGUUCUUCAACUUACAGUUUCAGCGCCACGGCAGUACAGGCGAACUAAACUUUUACAGAAAGAUACCCAAAAGUUUUCAGGAAGGAUUCGAAGCCUAUCGCAAACGCUAUUAUGCUAGGAAACGAGCUCGACAAGCCAAACUAAAAGCCGCAUAAGGUUGCAGAGUAUCUCCCCCUAUUCAUGGUCCACUUUUUGUAUAUAUAUUAUUUCAAUCGAUUAUUUUUGCUUUAUUCUAAAUCAUAAACAUCGUAAGUACAAGGGAAACUGCAGUGCGGAAUCGGUAUUAUUGAUCUGUGAUGGAUGGCCUCAG
Messenger RNA from Radiomyces spectabilis, 776 nucleotides. Its product is annotated as Spo7-like protein-domain-containing protein. NCBI's taxonomy places the organism in Eukaryota, Fungi, Mucoromycota, Mucoromycetes, Mucorales, Radiomycetaceae. The record is from RefSeq and is a predicted model, not a curated record. Gene Ontology annotation, cellular component: Nem1-Spo7 phosphatase complex; cytoplasm. Gene Ontology annotation, molecular function: protein phosphatase regulator activity. Bases 73 to 621 code for a protein of 182 amino acids. The transcript has 4 exons.